AUGCAGUUUAAAUCAAGUGAUUUUUUAUCUUUAAUAGUGUUUGAUAAUUCUUUAAAAUCCAUGCUGUCUGUUAUGGAUUCUACCAUACAUUUUCAGGAAUCUCUUCCUGAUUUUGACGAUUUUGUGCUAGAGAGUUUUGAUAAUGAUCUGUUUUUCAAUGACGAGUUUGCUGAAGAUUGUUCUGAAAUAGAUAAUGCUUCCCAAUACAACUACAUAGAUAUUUCCCAUUCUUACUGUGAAACCUUGAAGCCACUUGAAGAAUAUCACUCGAUUACCGACAACAUUCCAAAAUUUAUAUCAACACAUGACAAUGUGCAAUCAGUGCCACAAAUUAAAAAUUCUGACCAUAUGAUUGCGAUUGCUAAAUAUAAAACUGAUAAUUUCUUUAACAAUUUUUUUGACGAAUUUUGCUUUCCACAACAAAUUGAAGAUAACAAAGAAAAAAUAAUUCACAAGAACGAUGAAAUAAAUCACAUUCUAUGGAAUAAUAAUUUUUCCACAACAGAAAAAAUUGAAUGUUCUAAGAAAACUCAUGGAGAACGAUCUAAACGAGGACGUCCUAGAAAAAACCCCACGGAUCACCUUUUAAAAGUUAAGGAUGGUAAAUUUUCUAAAUCCGAAUUAAAAAUUGCAAGAAACAACGCAGCUUCAAUGAUAUACCGACACAAAAAAUCGGAUGCAAAAUUUGCAUUACAAGAGAAAGAGGAUAAGGAAGCAGCAAGAAAUGUUAAAUUAAGAAAAAGACAUGAGCGAUUGGAACAAAAAAUAAAAAAAUUUAAGUGUUUGCUUAACUAUGGUUCUUAA
Clunio marinus is the source of this 804-nucleotide messenger RNA. Lineage: Eukaryota; Metazoa; Arthropoda; Insecta; Diptera; Chironomidae. The record is from the annotation of a GenBank genome assembly.